Messenger RNA from Passer domesticus (house sparrow), 3202 nucleotides. RefSeq lists its product as uncharacterized. The transcript has 33 exons. The coding region runs from base 22 to 3126 and encodes 1034 amino acids. Lineage: Eukaryota; Metazoa; Chordata; Aves; Passeriformes; Passeridae. The record is from RefSeq and is a predicted model, not a curated record.
CCGACAGGAGAAACCAAAGACAUGGCAGGCAAGAAAUUCCAGGACCCAUUAGUAAUCAUGUGGCAAAUGCUGAAGGAACGUCUGCAGAGAAGACAAGAAAUGAAAGGAGAGCCUGUGCAGAAGGAAGCAUUUCCCAGAGGAAGCAGUGGUUCUGUGCCAGCCUCUGCUGCAGGAAGGGAGGCCAUGCCAGGCACAGACACAGGAGAUGAAGUUGCUGGGAAGGCUUCUCCAUCAGCUUGGAUGAAUAAAGUUUUGAAGCCCUUGGAGCCUCCUGCAGAUGUAUCUACAGGGAGGACUUCUCCAGCUUCUCCAGCUCCUACCUUGGAUGCUAUACGCAAGCCCAGCUCCCAUCACAGUGGUACUCCAACAGGGAAAGUCCAAGAUACAACAGAUAAGAUGUCCCUGCAACCAUCCAAACAGAUUAGGCAAGAGCUGAAGGCACCCCUGCAGACAAGAGAAGAGAUGAACAUAAUGCUUCAGUGGAAGUUGGCAUUUCUUGAAGGAAGCAAUCCAUCUUCGGUGCGAGCCCCAGCUGCAGGAAGGAAGGCAAUGCCAGACACGGGCACAGGCACAGCAGACUGGGAUGCUGGGAAUGAUUCUGCAUUAGCCUGGCGCUCUGAAGUUGUGAAGCCCUCCGAGCAUUCUGCAGAUGUGUCUGAAGGGACAACUCCACCAACUCCUACCUUGGAUGCUGCACAAAAGCCCAGCUCCCAUCACAGGGGUCCUACGACAGGAGAGACCAAAGACAUGGCAGGCAAGAAAUUCCAGGACCCAUUAGAAAUCAUGUGGCAAAUGCUGAAGGAACGUCUGCAGAGAAGGCAAGAAAUGAAAGGAGAGCCUGUGCAGAAGGAAGCAUUUCCCGGACGAAGCAGUGGCUCCAUGCCAGCCUCUGCUGCAGGAAGGGAGGCCAUGCCAGGCACAGGCACAGGAGAUGAGGUGUCUGGGAAGGCUUCUCCAUCAGCUUGGAUGAAUAAAGUUUUGAAGCCCUUGGAGCCUCCUGCAGAUGUAUCUACAGGGAGGACUUCUCCAGCUUCUCCAGCUCCUACCUUGGAUGCUAUACGCAAGCCCAGCUCCCAUCACAGUGGUACUCCAACAGGGAAAGUCCAAGAUACAACAGAUAAGAUGUCCCUGCAACCAUCCAAACAGAUUAGGCAAGAGCUGAAGGCACCCCUGCAGACAAGAGAAGAGAUGGACAUAAUGCUUCAGUGGAAGUUGGCAUUUCCUGAAGGAAGCACUCCAUCUUCGGUGCGAGCCCCAGAUGCAGGAAGGAAGGCAAUGCCAGACACGGGCACAGGCACAGCAGACUGGGAUGCUGGGAAUGAUUCUGCAUUAGCCUGGCGCUCUGAAGUUGUGAAGCCCUCCGAGCAUUCUGCAGAUGUGUCUGCAGGGACGACUUCACCAACUCCUACCCUGGAUGCUGCACAAAAGCCCAGCUCCUAUGGCAGGGGUCCUACGACAGGAGAAACCAAAGACAUGGCCGGCAAGAAAUUCCAGGACCCAUUAGAAAUCAUGUGGCAAAUGCUGAAGGAAUGUCUGCAGAGAAGACAAGAAAUCAAAGGAGAGCCUGUGCAGAAGGAAGCAUUUCCCAGAGGAAGCAGUGGUUCUGUGCCAGCCUCUGCUGCAGGAAGGGAGGCCAUGCCAGGCACAGACACAGGAGAUGAGGUUGCUGGGAAGGCUUCUCCAUCAGCUUGGAUGAAUAAAGUUUUGAAGCCCUUGGAGCCUCCUGCAGAUGUAUCUACAGGGAGGACUUCUCCAGCUUCUCCAGCUCCUACCUUGGAUGCUAUACGCAAGCCCAGCUCCCAUCACAGUGGUACUCCAACAGGGAAAGUCCAAGAUACAACAGAUAAGAUGUCCCUGCAACCAUCCAAACAGAUGAGGCAAGAGCUGAAGGAACCCCUGCAGACAAGAGAAGAGAUGGACAUAGUGCUUCAGUGGAAGUUGGCAUUUCUUGAAGGAAGCACUCCAUCUUCGGUGCCAGCCCCUGCUGCAGGAAAGAAGGCAAUGCCAGACACGGGCACAGGCACAGACGACUGGGAGGCUGAGAAGGAUUCUCCAUUAGCCUGGCGCUCAGAAGUUGUGCAGCCCUCCGAGCAUUCUGCAGCCGUGUCUGAAGGGACAACUCCAUCAACUCCUACCUUGGAUGCUGCACAAAAGCCCACCUCCCAUCACAGGAGUCCUACGACAGGAGAGACCAAAGACAUGGCAGGCAAGAAAUUCCAGGACCCAUUAGAAAUCAUGUGGCAAAUGCUGAAGGAAUGUCUGCAGAGAAGACAAGAAAUGAAAGGAGAGCCUGUCCAGAUGGAAGCAUUUCCCAGAGGAAGCAGUGGUUCCAUGCCAGCCUCGGCUGCAGGAAGGGAGGCCAUGCCAGGCACAGACACAGGAGACGGGAAUCGUGACAUGGGUUUUCAGGAAGUCCUGAUGAAGGAUGGUUUGAAGUUCCUGGAGGAUGCUGGAGCUGAACCUGCUGGUGAAGGUCCCACAUCCAGGACUGAGGCUCAGGGAGAUGCUGAGGGUGUGUCUGCAGGGAGGACUUCUCAAGCUCCAGGGUUGGAUGCUUGGCCCCAACCCAGCUCCCAUGGCAGGGGUCCUCCAAAAGGAAAGACCCAAGAUACUGCAGCCAAAAAGUCUCAUGACUCAGAUGAAUUCCUGAGACAAACACAGAAGGAAGCACCUGGAGGACAAGUGAUGGACCAAAAGGCUGUUCAGGAGGAGGAACACUCAGGGAGAAGCAGUGGCUCAUUGGCAGCCCCUGCUGCGGGAAGGAAGGCGAUGCCAGACACGGGCACAGGCACAGCAGAUGCAGCCAGCACCACAAGACCUGUUACCCAUGCCCAGGAUGGCCUCAGAUGGGGUUUCUGUCAGGGAACAGUCUGCUGGCUAGGGUUACUGGCAGGCGUCCUUUAUUUGGAGCUUGUCUUCAUGUUCUGCUGCUUUGGAAUCUGGUAUUCUUGGAACAGAGAACAGAGCACCUCGGGACAGGAGUUGGAAGACGGUGGCUGCACCUCACACCCAGACAGCGUGAGCAGCUUCUCCAGCAGCAGUAACGGCCUGGACAGCCCUCUCAAGUGUUCUGUGAAGAGGACCCCAGAACAACCGUCAACAAGGAAGUCUCUUAUUGCCCUGUAGAUCCCACUGCCACCUGCUCUCCCCAUGGGCCUCCCCAAGCUGCCUUCAUUCCUUUUUUUCUCUCUGUCUGUCCCAU